Coffea eugenioides is the source of this 3325-nucleotide messenger RNA. RefSeq lists its product as uncharacterized. The record is from RefSeq and is a predicted model, not a curated record. The transcript has 3 exons. Gene Ontology annotation, biological process: regulatory ncRNA-mediated gene silencing. Bases 233 to 3043 code for a protein of 936 amino acids. NCBI's taxonomy places the organism in Eukaryota, Viridiplantae, Streptophyta, Magnoliopsida, Gentianales, Rubiaceae.
UUCUUGCCAUUUCUAAAAUUCUUAUCUCACUUUAUAAUUUACUCUCUCAAAUACUCUUUGCAGAUUCAUGUAUUUGCCAUCAGGAAAAAGAAAGUAUUGAAACCGUCUAGUUUUUGUUAAUUAUAAUCAGUAUUUACCGUCUUUUGGACUUUUUAAGGUUGGAAUUGGAAUUUAGAAGGCGGCUUGACAACUGGGUCAAGCUCUAUUUUGCAAAAUAUUUAGGGAAGGAAAAAUGCAAUCUAGAAGGGAGGAAGACCAUGGAACAAGGUCAUCUAGGGCAGCUAGGUUGAAGGACCCAACGGAUAUCAACCCUUAUUUGAUGCCUAGUAGGGAGGUAAAGGAAAGGUCCCCUCGACCUCGGAGGAGUUUAAGCCCACCUGGUAGAGUGGGGGGAGGUGGAGAGAGGAGAGGUGGGUCAUUUGAGGAGGGUAGGGAUUUGGGUUGGCAAGUGGGUGGUUGGAACAUUGGAGCUGAAAGCGAGAAUUUUGGCUCCCACUCACCCCGUUUUGGCAGAAUGUAUGAGGAGCGGCGCAAUUAUGAUGAGAGGCUUUCCAGCAGGGAUGAGUUGAGAAGAAAUUACCAUUUUUGUGAUGUUUUGGAUUACAGAGAUGAAUUUGAUCCUGGUUUGAACCAUAGUAGUUUCAGAGAUAAUGUUGAUCGAGAAAGAGUUUUGCACAAUGCCCGUGAUCAGCUAUCGAGUGGAAAACCGAGGGUUUUAGGGAGUACAUAUCACAAAGAAUAUAGGUCCCAGUCAGACGUAGAAUACAUCUCAAGACAUGCUGAAGAUGCUGGAAGGUCUUCACUGUCGUCAAGAAAUCUAGAAAAUGCUAGAUCUAAUGAUGAAAGCAUUGGGUAUCCUGACCCUUUUCUGCUUGAAAAGUUGUUGGCUCUGGAAGAUGCUUCUUAUUCCAAAGGAUCAGCAUCUCAUUCCAAAGAUAACUCCCAGUUUAAGGAAUUUGCUGCUACUUCUUCGAGAAGCUUAAGGGAAAAUAUGAUGGGCUCUUACCAUGAUAACAGGUCAUUGCCUAUGGAAGUUCACCCAAGCAGCUCAGCCCAACCAGUAGAACAGUAUACUUUUGCUGAAGUCCACCAAAGGCAUAGUUUAGGUACGCGAAGAAAUUCUAAAGCAAAUCAUGACAAUUUGCUACGCUACAAGAGGGCUGCAUUUAGUCCUUCAGUUGUUGAGGGUAGGGAACAGGAUUACCUAUAUUCUAAAAAUGGUUUUCAAGAGAAUGAUGAUUAUAUUUAUCCAUCAGAAGAGUUGUAUGGAAGAAGGCGUCAUCACGCUGAUGUGGCCUACUACCAACGAGAUGUCAUAAAUUCAAGUGUCAUGGAGCCAAACAGGCAGGAUGUGGUUCAUGCCAAUUCUCAGAGAGGCCUUAGAAGCAGCAAUUCUUGGAACAAUCCAUCUUCACAAGGUCAAUUGGCCUCCAAGUACCGUUUUCCCAACAGAUCAUUACCAGCAGUAGAUGAACUAGUUAGACUUCGCGUGGAACCUGAGAGUGCUAAUGUUGAAUUUGAUCAUAGAUUUUUAGGAGAAACAGAAGUUUCCAUGCUGAAUUUUGCUCCUAAUGAUGGUUUGUCACAAAGAACUACUUGUACUUCUAACAGAGAUGGCGCAGAAAGCAUGAGGUCAUCAUCUGAUAAUCAAUAUCAGAUGGAAAUGCAGGACUUAAGGAGGAAAGCCAUCUCUUUGGAUGAGCUUGAUGGCUAUGACCCUCCAAGAAGGUCAUUGAAGCGGAAGCAUGAUAUUGAUGAAGAAUGGAGUAGGCAUAGAACUAGAGAUACAUUAUUAGGUAGCACCUAUUAUCAGAAUAAUUCAGAAUAUCAAAAUCAAAGAGAUGAAGAGCAGAAUCAUCAAGAUGCCAUGAAUGUAUUACCAUCCAAAACUUUGAAAUACAAUCACAACGAUUAUAGAGGGGCAGGAAGAAAAGUUGAUUUUGUAGACUACGGAGGAGAUAUGAUAUCUGAUGAUCAGUGGUUGUAUUGUGAUCCAGUGGAUUACAAGCAAGAGUAUUCUGGCAAACCAUUUAAACCUGGAAAAAGAAUUCUAAAAGGUCGACCAAGACACGGGUUUUUGGACUCUGAUAACUCAAAGACUUUGAACAAAAGAUGUUCUCUUACACAAAAUGUCUGGUUAAGAGGUAAGAACAGCAAAGAGCUAGAUGAGUCUGCAUUUGAAACACAGGAAUCAAAAAAUUGGGUGAGUUCUUCUGAGUCUGGUCCACUAGAGGAGUCCAAGGAGUUUAAGGAACUGGUGCAGGCAUUCUUCCUAUCUUUCAGUAAGAUGCUGAAUGAAAAAUUAGGUACUCGAAAUAGGUACAAAGAACAAGGGCGGGCUGGUAGCUUGUUCUGCAUCGUUUGUGGCAAAAGUCUAUCAAAAGAGUUCAAGGCCACACAAGGCCUGGCUACACAUUGCUUUAUGUCAAAAAAGGCUGGAUUGAGAGCACAGCACCUGGGACUUCACAAGGCAAUUUGUGUUCUGCUGGGUUGGAGCACUGUGGUGGGUGCAGAUGUUAUUACAUUCACUCCACAAGCUAUUUCCAGUUCUGAAGCUUUAGCCCAGAAGGAAGACCUCAUACUCUGGCCACCAGUUGUCAUUAUUCAUAGCAUUUCUAUGUCAGCUGGUCUUCCAAAGGGACAAAAGGUCUUCACUGAAGAAGCAGUGGAGGAUUUCCUCAGAGGUAAGGGUUUCAGUGUCGGAAAAAUCAAGGUGUGCCAGGGGAUGUCAGCAAACAACAUAAUGGUGGUAAAGUUCUUGGGUACUUUUCCUGGUUUGCGAGAUGCUGAAAAGCUUCACAAGUACUUUUUGGAUGACAAGCACGGGAGAAUAGAUUUUGAGCAAAUGUCUUUGGUUAAGGGUAAAGACGACAACAAAAAGAAGGAAAUAAUGCAGGCAGACAAAUUUGAGGAAUAUGUACUCUGCGGCUACAUGGCAAUAUCUGAGGACUUGGAUAAAGUUGAUUUUGAGACCAAGAGAAAAUGUUCUGUGAGGAGCAAGAGGGAGAUUGAAGAUAUUGCUGAGGAGCCUCUCAAGCUCUAAAUAGGUUUUUAGCUAAUAUGACUGCUGCUAUCUUACUUGCGAUUUGCAUGAUGAAGAAAUCAGGUAUAGUUUUAGCUGUCUUUAAGUCCCUUGUUAUUGCUGACUUUCCGUAAUAUGCGGAUGAUGCAUUUGGCAAAUAAUGGCAAAUUGGAUGUACCACCUUUCCCUCUUAAAUCUUUUGUAGCCUGCUUUUGUUCAGGGGAAUUUUUAGCAGUUUAAAGUUAUCUGACAAAUAUCCGAAAGUAGUAAAUGUUAACAAUUACUUAGUAAGCUUUGGAAUUC